Halteromyces radiatus is the source of this 588-nucleotide messenger RNA. RefSeq lists its product as uncharacterized. The coding region runs from base 1 to 588 and encodes 195 amino acids. The transcript has 4 exons. The record is from RefSeq and is a predicted model, not a curated record. Lineage: Eukaryota; Fungi; Mucoromycota; Mucoromycetes; Mucorales; Cunninghamellaceae.
AUGGGAAUUCUCGCGAAUUUAGCUUGUCACUACAACCCAAUUGGCUCACAGUUAUCACAAGACCCUGACCUUUUUAAGGUUUGCUAUCUGAUUCUAUGCCACGAGAAUGACGCUCAUGUUCUUCUCGAAGUGACAAGGCUUCUGUCAACCCUCUUUUCAUUCAGUCCCGAGCAAAAUAACCUUGAAAUAAUAAAAAACCUUGCAUUGUUCCUAACAGAGACCGAUCCUGCUAGACCCUCUGUCAUACAUCAAUACAGCAAGAUUAUUACCAAUACAUUACAUACCGAAUUACUACUUGCUAGUUUACAACUUAUUAUUAACGUCACGCAAUUUCUCUGUUCUAGUGAAGAUGACAACAGCUAUCUGUCCUAUGUUAUAUAUUCAAUAGUAUCAAAAAUGAAAGCACAUGAAAUACCGAAACUAAUGGAUUGGGGUCUUGAUCGUUUAGAAGAACAAAAACGUGGAGUGGGUAUCGGGAUGGGUCUCAAUAGAAAGAUCGCGAAAAAUGUCAUGCGUCUUUUAUGGUUAUUUUUAUACUAUGACUUGGUGGAGUUGGAAGGUAAAGCACACAAAAAAGAAUGCUACUAG